AUACUGUGAUAACGCUAUCAAGGCACUAAUCAGUGGAAAUUACAUGAGGACAAAUUUAAGAGUAUUACUAUAAAAAAUGACAAGGUGUGGAAGAUGAUUGCUGCAGAAUUAUACAAGGAAAAUCCUCUUUGGGAAUACACUGGAAAACAGUGCGAAAACAAAUUUAAAGACGUUCGAAGAAACUAUGUCAAAACUAAGGACAAUAAUGUAAACAAGAGUGGGCAAGACUUGCAAACUUGCAAAUUCUACGAUGAAAUGGAUGCAACACUUGGCGAAAAGCCACUUAUUAAACCUGUCGCUAUCGCUUCCAGCUUGAAGAAAGACAAGCGCUCAAUAUCUUCUGAAGACAAGGAAGAGGAGGAAAACUUUAAAAAAAUCUUAAAACCUGAGAAGUCUAAGAAACUAAAAAACAAAUAA
Molecule: messenger RNA, 417 nt
Organism: Wasmannia auropunctata (little fire ant)
Lineage: Eukaryota; Metazoa; Arthropoda; Insecta; Hymenoptera; Formicidae
Exons: 1
Coding region: 94-417 (107 amino acids)
Source: RefSeq, a predicted model, not a curated record